AUGAAUGCCACCAAGAUUCUCCAGCAGGGCCGCCAGCCCAUGAUCCGCUUUCUGGGCAAACGCUCCACUCCCAGCAAGGUCGACCACACUCCUCAGGUCCACCCGGCAUCGCCCUCCCAAUCUCUUCCCGAGUCCUUCGCAAGCUAUCGCCAGAAAGCCCAGCAGCACGGUCCUCUGAACCAGAAGUCCCAGUUCUCGACCAGCCACAUCGGCGCUUCUCCCGGAUCCUCCCUCGGGCCUGUUGAGGCUGGAAAGGGCACCUUCUUCGACCGCUCUGAGCUUCCCCAGCGCUUCCAGCGGAUGGCAUGGACUCAAGCCGAGAUCGAGGCCAUUGAGUCCGGCGGUGCCAGCCUCCACGCAUGA
Paraphaeosphaeria sporulosa is the source of this 363-nucleotide messenger RNA. RefSeq lists its product as uncharacterized. The coding region runs from base 1 to 363 and encodes 120 amino acids. The transcript has 2 exons. Gene Ontology annotation, biological process: 2-oxoglutarate metabolic process. The record is from RefSeq and is a predicted model, not a curated record. Lineage: Eukaryota; Fungi; Ascomycota; Dothideomycetes; Pleosporales; Didymosphaeriaceae.